AUGGAAUGCUUGGAAGGUGGCGAGCUUUACCAGCGGGUGAACGCCGGGAAGUUCGCCGAAAAGGAUGCAGCAGAUGCAGCAUACCAGAUGCUGCUCGCCAUACGAUACCUGCACAACCUUGGCAUUGUCCACCGAGACAUCAAGCUUGAAAACUUCCUGUACACCGAGGUCGGCAGCACCCAUCUCAAGCUGAUCGACUUCGGCUUCAGCAAGGCCUGGGAUCCUGAGCAGAAGAAGAUGAAGCUCAGCUGUGGGACCAUCUGUUACGUUGCGCCCGAGGUCAUCUUGCAGAGCUACACGAACAUGUGUGACAUGUGGAGUCUCGGAGUGGUGGUGUUCCUGCUGCUUGUGGGCUACAUGCCCUUUCCUGUGCUUCCGGACAUC
Molecule: messenger RNA, 384 nt
Organism: Symbiodinium necroappetens
Lineage: Eukaryota; Dinophyceae; Suessiales; Symbiodiniaceae
Source: the annotation of a GenBank genome assembly